Messenger RNA from Aspergillus mulundensis, 648 nucleotides. RefSeq lists its product as uncharacterized. The transcript is spliced from 3 exons. The record is from RefSeq and is a predicted model, not a curated record. Bases 1 to 648 code for a protein of 215 amino acids. Lineage: Eukaryota; Fungi; Ascomycota; Eurotiomycetes; Eurotiales; Aspergillaceae.
AUGUCUCUUGUCGACGAUCACACCGACCAGACCGAGCACCACCCGCUCAAGAAAGUCGAUUCCGCCAUCGGUGGCCUGUCGAUAUCCCCCAGGGAAGAAAAGGCACCCGAGAAGGCCGACAAGGCCGACAAGAAGUCUCACAAGCGCACCUCGUCCCAGGCUGAAGGGAUUUUCAACAUCAAGGAACUAGGUAAUAGCCCUCCAAUGUUCCUGACCCGCAUGGCGAUGCUCAGAGCGCUGAUUACCGCUUGCCAUAUAGAGGAGAAACGUAUUGAGAUUACACUACCCAUCGAAACACAGAAGACGGGAUGGAAGCUAAACACAUCACCGUCAACAGUCGAGGACAAGGAUAUCCUCAAACUUCACCUCGUGACUCCACCAGUGAAGAAGAUCGAUCUCCAUUUCCCUCUGGGGCUGGAGGUAACAGCACGCAAUAUGAAGGGCGUGACAAUCAAGGAUGCGCUGGACGCAAUCCACAAGCAGUUCAAAAAGAAGGCUGACGACGAAUUGGACAAGCCCUAUCUCGCUGGCUUCGAGUGGGACAAGGAAGAGUGCUGGACACGUCUGAUUGUUCACCAGACCAAGCAAGGCCCUCCCGCUCAACCAUCAGGCAAGAAGUCUAAGAAGAAGGCGAAGGAAGAAGCGUAG